AUGAACGCCCAAAGUGUUCGGCUGAUGGCGUACUGCAAGGACAAGGCGCCACUGGAGGAGAACAGGCAGCAGGUGCUGCUGGAGCUCACUGACACAUCCUCCACUGCCGAACUCUCGGGGCUGGACCUCGUGGCUGUCCUGGACGCCAGCGGAAGCAUGGGCUGGGACGGGAACUGGAAGCUCGACAAGCUGAAGACGACAAUGAAGUUCGUCAUCAGCAAGCUCGGCGCCAUGGACCGCCUCUCCCUUGUCUCCUUCUCCACCUGGGCCGACAAGCUGUGCCGGCUGCGCUCCAUGACAGAGCCCUCCAAGGCAGAGCUGACGGACAUGGUCGAAAAUCGUCUAGAGGCCAACGGCUCCUCCAAGGCACACGGAGGGAGGACGGGGCGCGGAGAGGAGGAGUCGGGUGUGGAGAGGAGUCAGGGCUGA
Messenger RNA from Miscanthus lutarioriparius, 429 nucleotides. The record is from the annotation of a GenBank genome assembly. NCBI's taxonomy places the organism in Eukaryota, Viridiplantae, Streptophyta, Magnoliopsida, Poales, Poaceae.